AUGAACAGUGCUAGUUUGCAAAUGGCGUCACUCUAUGUUGGCGAUCUUCACCCUGAUGUGACCGAGUCCAUGCUUCUGGAGAAAUUCAGCUCUGUCGGGCGAGUUCUCUCCAUGCGCCUCUGCAAGAAAAAGAGGACUGGCACAUCACACCAGUAUGCUUUUAUCAACUUUCAGCAGCGGGCCAGUGCUGAGCGUGCUUUGGAGCUGCUCAAUUUUGACAUUCUUUUGGGUCAGCCCAUGCGCAUCAUGUGGUCCCAGAGGGACUCAUCUCUAAGAAAAAACAACAUGGGAAAUAUCUUUAUCAAGAACCUGGAAAAGUCCAUCGAUAGCAUGGCCCUUUACAACACCUUCUCCACCUUUGGCAACAUCCUGUCAUGCAAGGUGGAGUGCGAUGAAAAUGGGUCCAGAGGAUUCGGAUAUGUGCACUUUGAGAGUGCCGAGGCUGCCGAGACUGCCAUCAAGAGGCUGAAUGGCAUGCUGUUCAAUGGCCGCAAAGUGUUUAUCACACACUUCAAGUCCCGCCAGGAGCGCAAGGCUGUAAACAAGACGACUGCGAAGGAUGUCAACAGCAAGCAUGAGCAUGUGAUCCAAGCUCAGACGAAGGAAGAGGGACAUCUCAAUCUCAAACACAAGGUCGAGCAGCGUGUGAACCUGUGUGUGAAGAAUCUGGACGUCACUGUGGAUGACGAGCGUCUGCGUAAAGAGUUCUCACCUUUUGGAACCAUCAUCAACUCGAAGGUGAUAAGGUCCAAUGGCUGCUCUAAAGGGUUUGGGUUUGUGUGCUUCUCAUCUCCGGAGGAAGCCACAAAGGCCAUGAGAGAGAUGCAUGGAAGGGUGCUGGUCAGAAAUCUGCUGCACAUCACUCUGCUUCAGCGCAAAGAGAAGAGACAGGCUUCCCUCUCCAGUCAGAGGACGCAGGCUUUCCAAAACCCUGUACUGAACCACCACCAAACUGCACCACCUUCUGGCAAUGUCAUGCAUGCUAUUCCUGAGGCUCAGAACCCCACUGCCAAUAACAUAAGCAUCCAGCAGGUCAAACCUUGCCCAAGUACAAACAGGGCUAAGCAGAACGUCCAGCUGCAGUGUUUCCAGAACAUGUCCGAAGUGACACAUCUGCAGGCCAUAGGUAUAGGUGAUAAAAAAAACAAAACUACAGUCACAGACACAGUUCCAGCUGCAGUUCUGACUGUAGUUCCGACUGUAAUUUCAGUUCCUGCUGCACUUCCUACUGCAGUUAAAGCUGUACCACCUGCAGUUCCUGCUGCAGUUCCCACUGCAGUUAAAGCUGUACCACCUGCAGUUCCUGCUGCAGUUCCCACUGCAGUUAAAGCUAUACCACCUGCAGUUCCUGCUGCAGUUCCCACUGCAGUUAAAGCUAAACCACCUGCAGUUCCUGCUGCAGUUCCCACUGCAUUUAAAGCUAUACCACCUGCAAUUCCCACUGCAGUUAAAGCAGUACCGCCUGCAGUUCCUGCUGCAGUUCCCACUGCAGUUAAAGCUAAACCACCUGCAGUUCCUGCUGCAGUUCCUACUGCAGUUAAAGCUAUAACACCUGCAGUUCCUGCUGCAGUUCCCACUGCAGUUAAAGCUAUAACACCUGCAGUUCCCACUGCAGUUAAAGCUAUACCACCUGCAGUUCCUGCUGCAGUUCUCACUGCAGUUAAAGCUAUACCACCUGCAGUUCCUGCUGCAGUUCUCACUGCAGUUAAAGCUAUACCACCUGCAGUUCCUGCUGCAGUUCUCACUGCAGUUAAAGCUAUACCACCUGCAGUUCCUGCUGCAGUUCUCACUGCAGUUAAAGCUGUACCACCUGCAGUUCCUGCUGCAGUUCCCACUGCAGUUAAAGCUAUACCACCUGCAGUUCCUGCUGCAGUUCCCACUGCAUUUAAAGCUGUACCACCUGCAGUUCCUGCUGCAGUUCCCACUGCAGUUAAAGCUAAACCACCUGCAGUUCCUGCUGCAGUUCCCACUGCAGUUAAAGCUAUAACACCUGCAGUUCCCACUGCAGUUAAAGCUGUACCACCUGCAGUUCCUGCUGCAGUUCCCACUGCAUUUAAUAAAGCAGUACUAGCUGAAGUUAAAAAAACCAUGCUGGCUGCAGUACCAGCUGAAGUUAAAAAAGCUGUACCCACUGCAGUACCAGCUGAAGUUAAAAAAGCUGUACCCACUGCAGUACCAGCUGAAGUUAAAAAAGCUGUACCCACUGCGGUACCAGCUGAAGUUAAAAAAGCAGUACCCACUGCAGUACCAGCUGAGGUUAAAAAAGCAGUACCCACUGCAGUACCAGCUGAGGUUAAAAAAGCAGUACCCACUGCAGUACCAGCUGAGGUUAGAAAAGCAGUACCCACUGCAGUACCAACUGUGGUUAGAAAAGCAGUACCCACUGCAGUACCAACUGAAGUUAAAAAAGCAGUACCCCCUGCAGUACCAACUGAAGUUAAAAAAGCAGUACCCCCUGCAGUACCAACUGAAGUUAAAAAAGCAGUACCCACUGCAGUACCAACUGAAGUUAAAAAAGCAGUAUCGGCUGCAGUACCAACUGAAGUUAAAAAAGCAGUACCCACUGCAGUACCAACUGUGGUUAAAAAAGCAGUACUUGCUGCAGUACCUCCUGCAGUACCAUCUGAAGUUAAAAAAGCAGUACCCACUGCAGUACCAGCUACAACUCCAGUGCCUAUGAGAGAUGAGCAGCUGACCAAGAACACAAUGGGAGGACAAGAUACAAGGCAGUCUCAGGAUACAGAGACUGCUCUGCCUGCACCAAGUCAGAAGCCACUCACCAUCUACAUGUUGGAGUCAGCUGAUGUGGAUGAACAGAUCAGGAUGCUGCAUGAGCACAUGUUACCACUGGUGGAGAAAAUCCACCCGAAUCGAGCUAAGGACAUCACCUGGAUGAUAAUACAAGGCGAGAACAACUAUGACCUGCUGAAUAUGAUUGGGGACCCCAAGCUUCUGCGCUUCCAGGUCGAGCAGAUUGCUGCUAUGCUUCAGGCGAGGGAAGCUGGUCAGGACGUGCGUUUUCCUCCACCCAAGAGCAAGAAUAAGAAGAGGAGAAAGAAGAAGCAAUUCCAAUAAAUUCAAAUAAAAAUCAAUCACAAAUCGCACC
Messenger RNA from Pangasianodon hypophthalmus (striped catfish), 3106 nucleotides. RefSeq names its product polyadenylate-binding protein 4. NCBI's taxonomy places the organism in Eukaryota, Metazoa, Chordata, Actinopteri, Siluriformes, Pangasiidae. Bases 1 to 3075 code for a protein of 1024 amino acids. The record is from RefSeq and is a predicted model, not a curated record. The transcript has 12 exons. Gene Ontology annotation, molecular function: mRNA 3'-UTR binding; poly(U) RNA binding; poly(A) binding. Gene Ontology annotation, cellular component: cytosol; nucleus; ribonucleoprotein complex.